UAAAAAAGGCACGUGAGAAAGCACGUGCUUACAUGUUUUGGUUUCUUCUUCUUCAUCAGUCCGAUCAGAGAGAGUCGCCGGUGAGAGAAAAAAAAAUGGCGUCUACGAUAUCUCUCACUUUCUUGAACGGAGGAGCAACGCCGUUGAAAUCGUAUCCGCUGCUUCAAAAAUCUAAGCUCACUCCGAAACGUCUUCGCUGUUCUAGGGUUUCUAAUUCUUCCUCGAGUCCCGGAAUUUCUCUAAAGAACCAAUCUACAGUUCCGAUUUCGUGUAGGAGUCGUCGGUUUGACUUUGUUCCUCGUUGCGGCAUUUCGUCAAACGAUUUUCCCACUGAGAAAAAGAAGAAGAGCUUUGGUGAGUGGGUUGAGUAUUUGGGAGAGGCGGUUUCGAUAGCGUUUCCGGUAUGGGUUUCUCUUGGAUGCUUGUUGGGGCUUUUGAGACCAACUACUUUCAAUUGGGUUACUCCCAAUUGGACCACUGUUGGUCUUACGAUCACUAUGCUUGGAAUGGGAAUGACUUUGACCCUCGACGACCUUCGUGGCGCUUUAUCCAUGCCCAAGGAGCUCUUCGCUGGCUUUGUCUUGCAGUACUCGGUGAUGCCACUAUCAGGAUAUUUUGUGAGUAAGCUCUUAAAUUUGCCACCACAUUACGCAGCCGGUCUCAUUUUGGUUGGUUGCUGUCCAGGCGGUACGGCUAGUAAUAUUGUCACGUACAUUGCACGUGGAAAUGUUGCGCUAUCAGUAUUGAUGACAGCAGCUAGCACUGUUUCAGCUGUGAUUAUGACACCGAUUCUUACGGCCAAGCUUGCCAAGCAGUAUAUCACAGUUGAUGCUCUUGGAUUACUAAUGUCAACACUACAGGUCAUUCUUCUCCCAGUGUUGGCUGGUGCAUUUCUGAACCAAUACUUUAAAAAGCUGGUGAAAUUUGUUUCUCCUGUGAUGCCUACAAUUGCAGUUGGAACCGUUGCAAUCCUGUGUGGGUAUGCUAUCGGUCAGAAUGCAUCUGCAAUACUCAUGUCUGGGAGACAAGUAGUUUUGGCUUCAUGCCUUCUUCACACCUCUGGAUUUUUCUUUGGGUACGUGUUUUCAAGAUUACUUGGAAUUGAUGUGGCAUCGUCCAGAACUAUAUCUAUCGAAGUCGGCAUGCAGAACUCUGUGCUUGGAGUUGUUCUGGCUACACAGCAUUUUGGGAAUCCGCUCACUGCAGUACCGUGCGCUGUUUCUAGUGUCUGUCACUCAAUCCUUGGUAGCGCGUUGGCUGGAAUUUGGAGACGUAGUUCCUCAAAACAGCUUGAAGACUGAAAGAAAAAGUAAAGGAAAGUUCAUGACAUCUCUCACUGUUACUCAAAUUCCGACAUCUUUGAGGACCAUUUAGUGAAGUUUGUUGGAAGGAUGAACAAAAGGGUUAUGUGUCUUGUAAAGCUUUGGAAGAACAUAUCUUCGAAUGUUUUUGUUUUAAGUCUGAGAAUUCUCUUGUUAUCUUUUCAUGCUUUCGAAACAUGAAAUCAUAUUUUGUUUGUUGUAGCCAACUUGUAGUAGAGCGCUGCUAGUGAGGAGGUUGGUUA
Camelina sativa (false flax) is the source of this 1564-nucleotide messenger RNA. RefSeq names its product putative sodium/metabolite cotransporter BASS1, chloroplastic. The record is from RefSeq and is a predicted model, not a curated record. Lineage: Eukaryota; Viridiplantae; Streptophyta; Magnoliopsida; Brassicales; Brassicaceae. Gene Ontology annotation, cellular component: membrane.